This is a messenger RNA of Fusarium keratoplasticum, 2115 nucleotides long. RefSeq lists its product as uncharacterized. The record is from RefSeq and is a predicted model, not a curated record. Lineage: Eukaryota; Fungi; Ascomycota; Sordariomycetes; Hypocreales; Nectriaceae. The coding region runs from base 1 to 2115 and encodes 704 amino acids. The transcript has 3 exons.
AUGCCUCCUCUUUCGGGUUUUAGCGACAAUCCGUUCGAGACCCGACAUGAUGUCAUUCGGGCGGCGGAAGCCCUCAUUCGACCACUCAUGCAGUACAUGUCACCUGGCAAAGGCCGAGUCCGAAUCCCCCACUCAACAGGGACUCACUUUGAUGAGACUGCUGCGCAACUUGAAGGCUUUGCACGGCCGUUCUGGGCCAUCGGUGCUCUCCUUAUGGGGAGGACCGGCAAUAUGGAACUCAUUCAACCUUGGUUAGAUGGUUUUGAAGCCGGUACUGAUCCUAAGAGUCCAGAUUACUGGGGACCCAUUAAGUCUUUCGAUCAGCGCAUGGUUGAAGCUGAAAUGAUCUCCUUUUCGCUCUUGGCUUCACCACGGGAGUUACUUUGGGAACGCCUUAGCCAAAAAUCACAGCAGAAUCUGAUCGCCUGGCUAUCUGGCUUACAUGACAAGGAUAUGCCUCAAGCCAACUGGCUGUGGUUUCGCGUGUUUGCCAAUCUCGCGCUGCUCAAGGUUUGCCAAGUUGAUACACCUGCCCUUCGACAUCAUCUCAAGGAGGAUUUGGAACGCCUUGACGAGUUUUAUAUCACUGACGGAUGGUCUGGUGACGGUCUCUGGCGAUCUGCAGAGCUUGACCUCCAAGAGUAUGAGACAUACAAAGAGACAGGAAAAGCAAACACAGUCCGAAGUAGUAGGAAUGCUUGUUACUACUCGGGUAGCUUUGCAAUCCAGUUCAGCCAGCUUCUAUACACAAGAUUUGCAGGAGACAUGGACCCUGAGCGGACCGAACGAUACCGGCAGCAAGCAAGGGACUUUGGGCGUGGGUUCUGCCGAUUCUUUGACAAAGCCGGUGCCGCUAUUCCUUUUGGGCGUUCAUUGACAUAUCGAUUCGCCUGUGGUGGUUUCUUUGCAGCACUUGCUGUUGCCGACGUCCCAGACAUGCCCGAUCCUUUGGGUAGCCCUGGCGUAGUCAAAGGCUUUCUGCUACGGCACUUGCGGUGGUGGGCUAGACACUCGAGCGAAAUUUUCUACACAGACGGCGUCUUGAACUUUGGGUGGAUAUACCCGCAAAUGUACCUCACAGAGGACUACAACUCUCCUCAAUCUGUCUACUGGGCUCUCAAAUCCUUAAUAAUUGUUGGACUCUCAGAAAACAGCGCUUUCUGGAGUGAACCCGAGGCUCCAUAUCCCGAAGCUCUUCGAGAGGAACCCCUGCGUGUCCUUCCAGCACCUCGUCAGAUCCUCUGCAAUCACCCAGGAGGAAACCACCAUUUCAUGCUAUCCUUUGCGCAGUUUUUGGCAAUCCCAUUCAAGGGCAUCAUGGCAAAGUACAGCAAAUUUGCCUAUUCCUCAGCUUUUGGCUUUUCCGUCCCAUCAGGGGGCUAUGGACUGGCCCAGUUGGCACCCGACAACACACUUGCCUUUAGUCGAGACGGUAUGGAAACUUGGGCUGUAAAAUACAAGUGUGCUGAGCCCGAGUUCAAGACGGCAACAGUUCAUGCUGCUGCACUCCAACAGGUCCCGGUAGCAACAGUACAAUGGUUCCCUUGGACGGACCAUUCUGUGUCUGUCAGUACUACUAUAGUUCCUCCAACAACGCGGUGGCCAGACUGGCACGUCAGAAUUCACCGUGUCAGUGGACAUUUGAAGUCGGGCAAAGCUUUUACGGCAGAGGGCGGUUUCGCCAUUCACGGUCGUCAUCAAAAAGACACUCUUGAGUUGAGACAGCUUGAUUCAGCCGACCUACUCACAGGAUGCCACUUAGGUGAGGUGGAAGGAGUUUUACAGGAUGAAAGAUCAGUCCUAAUCCUCAGCGAGCAAGGAGCUUCAGGCAUCACAACAAAUGUCUUGGCUGGGACAACCGUCAGCCCCUUGAAGCCUGAGCCAAAUACCAACCUAAUGAGACAGCGCACUCUCAUUCCUACGAUUGAGCACACCAUUGAUGGGAGCGAGAGCGGGGAAAUUAUUUUGGUUACAAAGGUAUUUGCUAUCUCUCGGGAGGCCAACGGAGGUUGGAAGAAUCAGGGGGCAAGCCUGAAAGAGCGAUGGCUAGAUGAGCCAGUUAUCGAUGUGCGAGACACCAAACCAGAUGGUGAUUUCAUCAGUGUAUCAUACUGA